This is a messenger RNA of Cariama cristata (Red-legged seriema), 324 nucleotides long. Its product is annotated as scavenger receptor cysteine-rich domain-containing group B protein-like. The annotation marks the transcript as partial. The transcript has a single exon. Gene Ontology annotation, cellular component: membrane. Lineage: Eukaryota; Metazoa; Chordata; Aves; Cariamiformes; Cariamidae. The record is from RefSeq and is a predicted model, not a curated record.
UGUUUGAAGGGGCUGUGGAGGUGAGGCUGGCGGAUGGCGACAGGAGCUGUGCUGGCAGAGUGGAGGUGAAACAGCAGGGCCGGUGGGGAACCGUGUGUGGUGAUGUCUGGGACAUGGACGAUGCUGCGGUGGUUUGUAAGCAGCUGGACUGUGGAUCUGCUGUUGGAGCUCCUCAGUAUGGACACUUUGGUGAGGGAUCUGGCCCCAUUUGGAUGGAUGAUGUUGGCUGUAAUGGCACCGAAUCUGCCCUGUCUGACUGCGCACAUGCAGGAUGGGGUGAACAUGACUGUGAUCACCGUUACGAUGCUGGAGUGCUGUGUUCAG